AAAACACUCCCGGUUUGCAUGCGGACCAGCCACGCAUCACCACAGUUAUAGCCACCGACUUGAACAACGCUCCGUCGCAUUGCCGCAGCAUUACCGGCCGGGUAAGCGAGGGGGAGGGAGGUGGGGCAGUUCUCUUCUCACAACUCCGCUAUAAAAAAUAACAACAGCAACAACACCCACAAAACGUCAAUCGAGACUCACUCGCUCGCUCGCAGAAUGCGCGAAAGCGUCGUUUACGACUGUCACAAACAGCAGCAGCAGCAGCAGCAACAGCCGAUAUGCGGGAGACCGCUGUAGGCUGGCUCACUCCUCCCACCUCGCGUUGAGGUCCGGAGCAAGUUGGUGGCAGAGCAGAGUCCCCACACACCGAGAGCGGCGUGUGACGCAGGCGAAGCCAGCAGACCAAGCCCGCCCGCCCUGCCCGCCAGCCCGCCAGCGUCGACCGUCAACAUCGACAGCAAUUCGCGGCCGCGUAGUGACAAGUCGUGGCUGCGGGCUGUCUCCUGCGAGGAUGUACACAUUCGUGCCCUAUUACCUGCACGGCUUCGGGGUGUGGGGCGUCAAUUACUGCCCGGCGGAGGGCGCCGACUGUGCACGGGCAGCGAAGCACGGGUGCGGCGGUGGUGGCGGUGGUGCUAGCGGUGGUGGUGACGGUGGUGGUGUCGGGGUCGUUCCAUUGCCGGCUCGCCUGCCGAGACCCUCAGCUGUGCUGGCUCCGGCAGCCGCGGGAGCUGCCCCGGGUGGUCCCUGGCAGGCCCCCGCAUGUAGCAAGGAACUCAAGUUCGGGAUUGAGCGAAUUUUAUCCGGAGACAUCCACUCGCGGCCCGCCGACGGAUGCCUGAGGUUCCAAGAUGGAUGCAGCGCCCCGGGCAAACGCAUGUGCCCGAGCAUGUUCCCCGGGCCGGGCCCCACGGGCUGCCCCGUGCGACUGCUGCCCGGAGUGGGGCCACGGGCAAGAGGUCUCCCGGACCCCCACUACGUGCUGCCCACCCAACACCCGGCCGCCUCCCUCGGGCUGCCCUACCACGACGGCUUCCCCGGUCCGUACGCGGCGCUGUGCCGCGGGGACGCGGGCGGGCCGUGCCUGCAAGGCGCCGCGUUCAAGCGCAAGCGCGCCUGGUCCCGGGCCGUCUUCUCAAGCCUGCAGCGCAAGGGACUCGAGAAGCGCUUCCAGGUGCAGAAGUACGUGACCAAGCCCGACCGCCGGCAGCUCGCGGCCAUGCUGGGGCUCACGGAUGCGCAGGUCAAGGUGUGGUUCCAGAACCGGCGCAUGAAGUGGCGGCACUCCAAGGAGGCCGAGGCGCAGAAGGACAAGGACAAGGAGAAGGACAAGGACAAGGACGUCCCCGCGGAGAGUGCCCAGGUGGCCGGCUCCGUCGAAGCACUGUCCGCUGGGGGCACGGCCCACGUAGUCGGACGCGGCGAUCGCGACGACGACGACGACAACAACAACAAGGACGACGACAACGACCUGAAAGAAGACACGGCUGACAGCGACAAUGACUGCGAUGGCAGAGAUGAUGGAGACAGCGAGGGCCUGAACUCCGAUGACCACGAGCACGAGAGCAGCAGCAGCAGCUGCGGCGGCGGCGGCGGCGGCGACGACGCUCCACAGGACGCGGUCCACGCGCGCCCCGAGCCGCUCCUUGCGUGUCCAGCGAGAGCGGACGAGAGAAGCCACGCCGGAGUUUGAGGUCGCGACACAAUUACGAUGGCGUAGUCCGGGAGGCGGUGGGUUCGUACACGGAGCUGAAGAAGGGGAAGUGGCGGCGAUUGCCGUAUGAACUGUGGCGAGCAGGGCGACGUUGUGGUGUCGAGGAAUGGCCUCUCGGUGAGGUGACACGACCACGGAGGUGUUUUGUUUUUUUCUCUCCCCCCCCCACCCCGCUGUUUAUACGUCUGCCUUACGAGAACCCAAAGACCGGAGUCCCUCGACAGUCGCUUGCUACGUAUCUGUAAUCACAAAUAUAUAUGUGCAAAUGUAGCCCUCGGAACAGGGUCAAGUCGAUUUAAGUGUAAAGCUAAAUUAACGCGUUUUUUGUGUCUAUUCGUUCGCGAUCAAGGCGACUGUGACCACGUAUUUCACAAUGACAAUUUGUCGCCUGGUUUAAUCUCGAGUGCAAUUCGAAGGCGGGAUCAGAGGAGCACUCACAGCUCCUGUGUCUCGAACACGGACGUAGCGUGAUGUCCCUCAGCAGGCCAGCCACUUCGCAAACUAUCUUGUGAGCAUUAUCACCAUCAUCAUCGUCAUCGCGAUCGCCAUCAUUCACAAGCCGACUGUGAUGUCGAGGAGGUUUUAACACGAAAUAAAUCGACCGCCGUAACGUACAAGAGGCCCGUCUCUUCUCACAUUCGCAUUAAGAAUCAGGAUAUUUUUUUUCUACUGGAGGAAUCUGAUGAGCUAUUUUUCAUAGAACGUUACAACAAAGCAAAAACAUGAUUUAAAAGAUAAACAAAUCACAGAUGCAACCAAACCAUCCCCAUCCUACCAGGCCAAGCCCACCGAGGUGUCAUUUUGUCAGAAGCGACCUGGUCAUCAAACAAAUAAAACGUUUCUCGUGGUAAUGUUACAAAAAAACAUAUUAUUGGUCAUCACAUCGGCGUGUAAAAAAAAACAACUGACCUUUAACAGCUGCCACUCAACACAAAUUCACGUUUGCUUAUUCCCAAGCCCGACCUCCCGUGGCAUAUCUCCAUUUGCCCGUUAAACGGAAGCCGCCUUCAGUGUGGCGACGACGAUGCCUCAGUAUCUACCGGCCGGCUCAACGGAAGUUUGGAAUGGAUGCACCUUGCGAGUGGAGUCACGCAGUAGAAGCAUCGACUCGUAAGAGAAGGAGAAAGAGAGGAGGAGGAGGUGGGGGGGGCAGCGAGCAACGUGUAAGUGUGAACCGAGGAGAAUUUUACAUCCUCCGCUGUUGAGUUUUACAACCAAAAACUAACAAUCCGAGAAGAGGGAGUGAUCCCAGCGAACUGACACGUCACCUUUUUCCAUACGCCUAUCAAGUGGCCACAAAAGACAAAUAGGAAAAUCCCCCUCAUCAUCACAACCUUCACAGACUGCCUAUGAAGGUCGGAACGGUAAACCAGGGAGUGGGUGGCCAGCACCACGCCCGACCGCCUUUGUCUCUUCCUAGUGGCGAUAUUUACACACUCAUUUGAGGCUGAGUCGACCCAGGGGAGGCCCGGGAUCGGUUACGAUGGUUUUGGCCGUUACCGGUAAUCGAACUUGGGGUACCGGGUUCGUAGCGCAGUGCGCUAACAGCUGCGCCACCGCUCCCCACAAGUGGCUACCCUACCCUACUAACCUUUAAUUGGCUUUUUGAUGAUCGUAAACAAGCAUAAGGCAAGCGAUAUAUAUAUCCUUUAUAUUCUAGUCAUCGUCCUUUAUUUAACCAAGUAAAAACCCGUUCACAUUCAGUACACGUGUGCAAGGGAGCCCCGGGUAACUGCAGUUACGUGUGGCAACGAUUGCGAUCUUCCUUUUGUUUCGUUUCUUUCUUGCAGUUGCGCGAAAUUUCGCUUAAAGUACCGAGGCACAGCAAUGGGUGGCUGUUCCUUCGCGAGCGAUGUUGUCAACCGACGGCCUUUCAUUACAUUCGCUGAAUUUCCCACGGACAUCGCCACGGAUCACUUUUGUGUGGCGCCUUGAGACGUUGUGAUAGGCGACGAAAUAAGUUAAAAUUGUUGUUGUUGUUGUUGAAAACUAUGCGUCGAUGGUCGCACGGUCAGUCUGAUUAUUCCGUCGAGAGAUCGAAGCUGCAUCCGUGCAUUGGGAAGUUUUCACGGGUCGCGUUCCGACGACAUUCACCGAACAAGCCGUUACGCAACAACAGGGCGACACGUGGUCGGUGUGUUGUAAAGGCGUCAAUGGGGAGCCUUAGACGCGAUGAAUUGUCGAGUGUAUUUAAAGUCAUAAACAUUCACCCCGUGAAUGGCGCAUGCAGACAAACAUAAAGAGAGUUAUUUAUGAGAGGAAACGCUAGCGCCGCAUGUGUUAAGACGUUAAUUCCUGCGUUUAGUGUUUUCACAGCCCCGUGCAUGUGCAGAUGUUGUGUGCGAGUGCAUUUUUUUAUUUUGAGAUAUUUUUUUUUCUCCCCAUUUUAACAAAAUGCACUAGUGUGUCACAAUCAUGUCAGUGUAUUCGUAUGUUCGUGCCUUAAGUCAAUCUACAGCAAGCAACAACACUUUGAAUAUCUCUCUUGUUCCAUUCUAGCUGGUGGACGAAAUGCCAGGAGCGCAACUGUCAAAAAAACAGCCCUCGUUUUCAACACGGGCUGCAACAUUGGGGGAAAAUAAAAUUGUGGCAGCAACGUCGCUCACGUCUGUGGAACAUGCCGGCACUGCUGCCCCUACAUGUUCUACAUCCCUGCGAUUGGUUGGCGUGAGGUCAUGUGGGUUUGUCAAGGGCAGCACCUAUGCUAUGACAAAAAAAACAAAUAUUGCGACUAUCUUUCUCGUGGAAAUUGUAUGCUGGGAAGUAAAUUUGUUUAAUUUGAUUGUAUUGAGUUGGAAAACGCAUCCUUAAAUAUUUCACAUUUCGGGCCUUGUUUUUUUGUUUAUACUUGUGUAAUGCCUCAACUGCUGUAUUUUCUUGUCAAAUCAAAACAAACUUUACUUUUUAGCACGAUUCGUGCAUGAAAUGCAAUACAAAGUGCUUAACAAGGCACAUUAAAAGCGACUGACACAAUUUAAACGGCAAUAAGAUUGAUACGUAAAAAAGACGUAACAUUGUGAUGAACUAAAAGUAUAAUGAAAAGCAUAACAAGCACACAGUCGCGGCAUCCUAGUUAAAAGACAAUUAAAAAAAGGUAUGUUAUAAGAUGUCGUUUAAAAACAUUCACUGAUUCUUGUCAGAACUUGGGACUUUGAUAAGGCCUCAAUUCCUUUUUGGAAAGUGGAAUCCAAGCCAAAUAAUGAAUACUUCUUUUUCACUGUUACAACGAGUCGUGCAGAGCCAGCUUUGUACGGUUCAGGAGGGGCCAAGUUGUUUUUCCACUGCCGAAGCUGAACCGUGCUGCCGAUAUCAAGUGCAGUCCAUGAGUUAAGAUGCAUAGAAAUGAUGCGGUGAUGCUCUGUUCUGACGGCCUACAUGCAAUGAACACAUCAUUAACGCUGGCCCUGUUUGGCCCCGAGUCAGAUUCAGACGGGUUCUUGUGAGACCAGCAUACCACGGUUUGGUUUAGGCUCAGUACGGCAAAUAGCAGAGGUGUGGACUCGAGUCAUGUGACUUGGACUCGAGUCAGACUCGAGUCAUGAAUUUGAUGACUUCAGACUCGACUUGGACUUGCAUAACAAUGACUUUGUCCCACCUCUGAGGUGUGGACUCGAGUCAUGUGACUUGGACUCGAGUCAGACUCGAGUCAUGAAUUUGAUGACUUCAGACUCGACUUGGACUUGCAUAACAAUGACUUUGUCCCACCUCUGGCAAAUAGCCAGUGGAAAACCACCUGUACUGCGAUGGCUUGGUAGUAUCAGUGGGGAAGGGGUAUACGUACAAAAAGGGACCCUGAGUUUCUAGAAAUGGUGAAAAUAAUUUGUAAUCGACUGCAAUAUAUUAACAUUCAGAAAUGUUGAAUUACUGUAACCAGAGUUGCCUACAGCACAACAUUGACAGAUCCCGAAAACAUUGCAUGCAACUUUCCAAACAAAAACUUUCAAAAUAAAAUAAUAAUAAUAAAUGAUGGGAAGGCUAGGGCACUUAGAAAAAUAAUAUUUCGGGUGCACACUUCCACCCACGAACCACAACAUGAAAAUGUCCUGGAAUGUGUUCCAACAUUACCACCACCUGUGUUUCCAUAAUGGCAUGCCGACACUCGCGUGUUACGACGGUGGUCGGCGUGCCUGAUGCAUAUCGCGUGUGGUUAACGGGGCUACUCACAACCUCUCUGCAUCGCGGUGUGAAUUAAAGAGGGGGCGGGGGAGAAAAAAAACAAACGAGGAAUUUCACCCAAAGAGGCCUUUCACUUCGUGUGUCUGCCAGGUCAUUUAAAAUCCUCAAACCACUCGGACGCAGUGGGUCUGCGUUUGCAGCGAGCGAUAUUUUCAUUUUUUCGUUAUAAGAAAGCGAGACUGUGUAUGCGGAAGCGGCUGCUGUAAAGUAGACGGUGAAGAGUGUGUGUUACUGGCCAAAUCCAACAUCUGAAAACGGCCUGCAAAUAAAAAAACAAAAA
Lethenteron reissneri (Far Eastern brook lamprey) is the source of this 6170-nucleotide messenger RNA. Its product is annotated as H2.0-like homeobox protein. Gene Ontology annotation, biological process: regulation of DNA-templated transcription. The record is from RefSeq and is a predicted model, not a curated record. Gene Ontology annotation, molecular function: DNA-binding transcription factor activity, RNA polymerase II-specific; sequence-specific DNA binding. NCBI's taxonomy places the organism in Eukaryota, Metazoa, Chordata, Hyperoartia, Petromyzontiformes, Petromyzontidae.